CAAUUAGAGUUUUUUUUUCCCUAUUAGAAAAGAAGACCUCCCAGGCAGGACUGGUGGGCUACCUGUCCUCGUCGUGACGUUUUUCCCGCCUGCUUCUUAACGUUUUAAGACAUCGAGGGUGAUCGGAGCACAAACGGAGUUAAACUUGGAAGACAAGAAACAGGCUUCUCUGACUCCUGCAAUCAUGAUGUCCAUGAACAGCAAGCAAGCUUUCAGUAUGCAUCCGAUUCUCCACGAGCCCAAAUACACACCUCUGCAUUCCAGCUCGGAGGCGAUCCGGCGGGCAUGUCUGCCCACACCAUCGCUGCAGGGAAACAUCUUCGCGGGUUUUGAUGAGACGCUGCUGCAGAGAGCCGAGGCUUUGGCCGCGGUGGACAUUGUGGCCCAGAAGAGCCACCCGUUCAAGCCAGACGCCACGUACCACACCAUGACCACGAUGACGAGCAUGACGGGCACCCCGACGUCCUCUCCGGCGCACCUACACCACCCGUCGGUGCUCACAUCCCACCAUCACGCACACCACCCGCACCACCACCAUCAGCCGGCUCAGGGCCUGGAGGGAGACCUGCUCGAGCACCUCUCCCCCGCCAUCUCGCUCGGCGGCAUGCCCACCGCUGCGGACGUGGCGUCGGGCGCGUCGCACGCACACUCGCACAUGGCCGCGGCCAUCAACCACGCGCAGCACCAUCACCACCCGCACGCACAGGCUGUCAACAUGCACCACCCGCACCACGCCCUGGCCGCGCACGCCUCCCUCGCCAGCGCCGGCGUCGUGCCCGGGGAUGCCGAGCCUGACCCGCGCGAGCUCGAGGCGUUCGCCGAGCGCUUCAAGCAGCGACGCAUUAAGCUCGGCGUGACGCAGGCGGACGUGGGUGCCGCACUCGCUAACCUCAAGAUCCCCGGUGUCGGGUGCCUGAGCCAGAGCACGAUCUGCCGCUUCGAGUCGCUCACACUGUCGCACAACAACAUGGUGGCACUGAAGCCCAUCCUGGAAGCGUGGCUCGAGGAGGCCGAGAGGGCGCAGCGCGAGAAGAUGGCCAAGCCCGAGAUCUUUAGCGGCGGGGACAAAAAGCGCAAGCGCACGUCCAUCGCAGCGCCGGAGAAGCGCUCGCUCGAGGCCUACUUCGCCGUUCAGCCGCGUCCUUCGUCCGAGAAGAUCGCCGCCAUCGCCGAGAAGCUCGACCUCAAAAAGAACGUGGUGCGCGUUUGGUUCUGCAACCAGCGGCAAAAACAGAAGCGCAUGAAGUUUUCGGCGACGCACUGAAACAAAAAGCGCGCUCGUUUUUCACGGACAGCGAGGAACCCUCAGACAUCCCAAUAUCCCCAAAAUAAACAAACAAACAAACAAACAAAAAAAAUCAAUUAAGACAAAACAAGACAACCCUAAAAACAAAACAAAAAAACACCGGGCUACAGAUCUCACGCACGGAAGCGGACCGGGUCCUCUGGGGAUGUCUGCAUGCAGGAGCGCAGCGAAGAGAAGAAAAACACGGCUAUGAACAGCUAUGAAACUGGAAAGAAAUGAAUCACUUAUUGUACAAAAAAUGGAAAUAGAAUAAUAACAUAUUCUCUUAAAUAACUCUUUUAUAUUGAUUCAUGUACAUAACUGUGAAUACAUGACACCUCUGUGAAGAUCACCUCGUCAUUUUAAGGUUCUUGUUCUUUUGUCUUUUUUUUCGAAAAAAAGGGUUUUAAAGGUUUGACAUUAAAACUUUAAUUUCAUACAAGUCAUUCUGUUUCGGAGAAACAGACUCGAGCUCAGUUACAGGAAGAAAUUCCUGACAUCCACUGCAUGGGUUACUUUAAGGCGAUUUUAUUAUUUCCAAUUCCCCGGUUUAAACGCAUCGCAAUAAGAGCGAAAUAUGCACAGGCGGAGGCACACACACACACACACACUCUCUCUCUCUCUCUCUCUCUCUCUCUCACACA
This is a messenger RNA of Clarias gariepinus (North African catfish), 1929 nucleotides long. It is a transcript of the gene pou4f4, whose product is annotated as POU class 4 homeobox 4. Lineage: Eukaryota; Metazoa; Chordata; Actinopteri; Siluriformes; Clariidae. Bases 185 to 1264 code for a protein of 359 amino acids. Gene Ontology annotation, biological process: regulation of transcription by RNA polymerase II. The transcript has 2 exons. Gene Ontology annotation, molecular function: DNA-binding transcription factor activity, RNA polymerase II-specific; RNA polymerase II cis-regulatory region sequence-specific DNA binding. The record is from RefSeq and is a predicted model, not a curated record.